Molecule: messenger RNA, 710 nt
Organism: Sinocyclocheilus rhinocerous
Lineage: Eukaryota; Metazoa; Chordata; Actinopteri; Cypriniformes; Cyprinidae
Product: ena/VASP-like protein
Exons: 3
Coding region: 1-462 (153 amino acids)
Biological process (GO): actin polymerization or depolymerization; positive regulation of actin filament polymerization
Molecular function (GO): profilin binding; SH3 domain binding
Source: RefSeq, a predicted model, not a curated record
AUGUUAUUACUGUCACAUUCCUCAAACUGCUCCUGGUCUCUUUCAGGUCCAGCUGUUCAGCGUCCAGUCCAGAACGGGCCGGGUUCAGAAGAACUGGAGGUCCAGAGACGACAAAUGGAAAUGCAGCAGCAACAGAUGCAGGUGCAUAUCGAGCGGGAGAGACGAUCGUCCAACUCAGGUUCCCCGUUUCAGGGUCACCCCGCGGUGCUGUCUGUAGUUCCUCCCAGUGUGGCUCCGCCUCCUCUGUCGAUAGGCGGUCCCUGUCCUCCUCCUCCCCCGCCCGGGCCGCCGCCCCCCUCCGCCGGAGCUCCGCCCCCUCCUCCGCCUCCUCUGCCUGUGAUUGGGUACGGGGGUCACGCCCAGGAUGAUAGCCACGCCCCCACGGGUCUCGCCGCCAUGAUCGCCGGAGCCAAACUGCGGCGCGUGCAAAGGGUCCUUAUUCGCCAUUCAUUUUCCUCAUAGGGAUUUUAAAAAGUCUUUGUUUAGGAGAUAUAAUCCAUGAACCGAACCAAUCAGUUACAAGGAGAAUCACAACAUUACAAACUUUUAUUUGAAGCGAAAAAAGUGUUUGAAAAUCAGGCAAGGAAAGAACUUUUGUACGUUUGUGAAACAUAAAACUAUUCAUUUAAAGUUGAUAUAUUGUAGGUUUAUUGCAUAAUAUGCAUAUAAUAUAUAAAUAUUGAAAUAAUUUGGGACUCAAUUAUUGGUGG